Molecule: messenger RNA, 2752 nt
Organism: Syngnathus acus (greater pipefish)
Lineage: Eukaryota; Metazoa; Chordata; Actinopteri; Syngnathiformes; Syngnathidae
Gene: pou2f3
Product: POU class 2 homeobox 3
Exons: 13
Coding region: 143-1324 (393 amino acids)
Biological process (GO): regulation of transcription by RNA polymerase II
Cellular component (GO): nucleus
Molecular function (GO): DNA-binding transcription factor activity, RNA polymerase II-specific; RNA polymerase II cis-regulatory region sequence-specific DNA binding
Source: RefSeq, a predicted model, not a curated record
CAAAUGAGCCUCUCGGGCACAAGCGCCGCACAGGUGAGCCUUCCUCCACUCUGGAAAAUGACAAAGUAAGUCAUACUAGUUGCAGUUGUCGAGACGGAUUUGGCAUUCUUGCAUCGCUAAACAGACACCUGAGGUCAGGAAGAUGAGCGCAGACACUCUGGAGCAGUCGGACACUCAGGGGGAGCAGACAAAGCUUAAAGGAUCUGGAUUCCACCGAUCAAUCAAGACCGAGGACAUCAACGACUCAUCCCACCUGAUUUCCUCGCUGAAGACAUGUCACAUGACGCAAAGUCCGUCCAUGCACGCUUCGCACAUGACUGGGGACCUGACGUCCCUGCACAGCAUGCACAGCAUGGUCCUGAUGCCCCCGUCUCACCUGUCGUCUCCGUCCCCCUUCCUGCUGUCCCAGAACGGCCCCAGUCAUCAAGCCCUUCUGCAGCAGAACCUGAUGUCGCUGCCGGGGCAGAACCAGAACGGUCUCCUGCAUCACCAGCCCGGCCUGGCUUUGACUCCGCAGGCGAUGAGUCGUUCGGGCCUGGUGGGCCCCUCGCUGGACAACCACAUGGACAUGUCCCACCUGCAGAUGGUCAAACAAAUGGCGCUGCCGCCCCAGGAAGAACCCAGCGAUCUGGAGGAGCUGGAGCAGUUUGCCAAGGCCUUCAAGCAGAGACGCAUCAAACUGGGCUUCACGCAGGGCGACGUGGGCCUGGCCAUGGGCAAGCUGUACGGCAACGACUUCAGCCAGACCACCAUCUCCCGCUUCGAGGCUCUUAACUUGAGCUUCAAGAACAUGUGCAAGCUCAAACCUCUGCUGGAAAAGUGGCUGAACGACGCAGAGAACUCCCCUUCCGACUGCAUGAGCAGCGCCGCCUCCCUGCCGCCGCUGAUGGAAGGCUACGGCCGCAAGCGUAAAAAGAGGACCAGCAUUGAGACCAACAUCAAGCUCACGCUGGAGAAGCGCUUCCUUGACAACCCCAAGCCCAACUCCGAGGAGAUCACGCUGAUUUCCGAGGAGCUGGCCAUGGAGAAGGAGGUAGUCCGGGUUUGGUUCUGCAACCGGCGCCAGAAGGAGAAGCGGAUCUACUGCCCGGUCACUAGCUUGCCCGUCAACUCCAGGAUGGCCACCGCAAUGUCGCGACCGUACAGCCCGCUAGCUUCAGGCGGAGUUUCUUCCAAUUCAUCUCCCAAUUGCUUGAGCCGGGAAGUUUCCCCCGUCGGCCUGUCCAUGUCCUCGGGCUCAUUAACGUCUCACAUCAACCUGCCGCCGUCUUACAGCGCUCCAGGGGAAUGGGGCCGUUGGAAUUCGAUCGGCUAUCACCACUGAGGUACCUCAGCCACUUUGCUGAUGUCUUGAAUUUUCGAAGGAUGUACAAAGAAGAGUUUGAGAAGGAGAUGAGGAAAACUUUGAAACACAUACAGUACCCAAGAAACAUCGUGAGCUCUCGCCGUCAAGGCUUUCACGGUCCAGCUCAUAAGCCUCUAAGUGUGAGACUGUUUUAAAAAAAAAAAAAAAAAAAAAAAAAUCCACUUUCAUAUGCACCAUGUCCGUAUGGCAUGUUAUUUGUAUUUUUUUUGUCUAUAUGCAGUUUUUAAUUUUAAACCAUUGGCUUGCAAGCAGUCAAACAAUGGUGCUGAGAUUAUUGGGCUAACUCCUUUUUUUGUUUUUUGUUGAAGAUUGAAUUUUAAAUGAACCCUAAGUUAGACAAAAGAAACAAACUAUAAUUACAAACAAGUUCAGUGCAAUAGUGGUCUAGGUUUAAACAUCUGGCAAAAGACCAUCAGAUGACAUUCACUUAGAAAGUAGGGAAUGCAGUUUCUGAAGAAAUUACAUGUGAAGGCUCAGAGGCUGAAUGAAGACCUGUGGAAUGAUAUCAAUAGAUAUCAAAAAUUACUGAAUGAUAUACAUACAACAAUGAGCUGAACAUGUUGAAGUUGAAAUGGUUUGUAAAUGUAUAAAAACUCCAGCUGUGGAAUGGAUCAUUAAAAGACUAUUUGAUAUAAAAAUACUAAGAAUGGACUCUGAAUUGUAUUUAUGUAUGUGUGUGUAUGUAUGUGAGUGUCAGUUUCAAUUUAAAUUUCAAAGGUUAGAUGUUGUAUAGUUCUUGUCACACGCUUAUCUUAAAACACUGUGUACAGCUGUUGCUCAUACCCUUUCGAAGGUGGAGGUAGAAUGUCCAAAAUGGAGGCAAGCAGGCAAGCAGGCAUGCAGGCCGAGGGAGAGAGGCAAUGGCAGGCAGGCAGGCAGGCAAGCAAGGAAAGGGGGGAGCGGGAAUGGCAGGCAGGCAAACAGGUGGCACACAGGUACAAAUCCAAAUUGUUUGUAAUUCAACUAAGGUUUCAACAUAAAGGGUUCCAAGAAGUAAACGAAAGUUUGAUUUCUAAAUUCCAAGUUCCAAAAAUUACAAGCUUGGAGCAGACUUGAAGUAGCUUGAAGCGGCCUUUUAGCGGUAAAAAAAACUAUGUCACUACUAUCUUCCUUCUUUAUCUAACUGAGACUGACUACCAAGUGGGAGCAGCCUAUUUCCCUGAUCAGGUGACUGAUCAGGUGACCAAAGGCUUUGUCAAAUAAACAAAACAAAAAUUAGAAUUUAAGCUAAGGAAACUAAAUUGGCUCCAACAAGAUGUCAAAUAAUACUGAAUGAUAUACAUACAACAAUGAGCUGAACAUGUUGAAGUUGAAAUGGUUUGGAAAUGUAUAAAAAUAUAAAAACUCCAGCUGUGGAAUGGAUCAUUAAAAGACUUUAUUUGAUAU